Messenger RNA from Catharus ustulatus (Swainson's thrush), 3721 nucleotides. Its product is annotated as radial spoke head 10 homolog B2-like. The record is from RefSeq and is a predicted model, not a curated record. The transcript has 19 exons. NCBI's taxonomy places the organism in Eukaryota, Metazoa, Chordata, Aves, Passeriformes, Turdidae. The coding region runs from base 546 to 3026 and encodes 826 amino acids.
CUCAGCUGGCAAAACAAGAUUUGGUGGUUGUGCUGUGCUGUGGUUCAGUCUGCAACUCAUAACUUGGAAAGCAAGUUAAGUCAAUAGUAGUAGUGCAGGUGUAACUUCCCAGAAUUUGCUGAUUGCAUAUCUUUGAGAAAUGGCUUUCAACUUUUCCACGUAAUUAAAUCUAAUAGACAGUUAAAAAUUGGGUAAAGAUGGAGAUUUCUGAGUGGCAAAAAUAAAUCUAUUGCCAACACUUCCAUCACAGUGGUUUUGAUGGAAGACUUGGAGGUAAUUCACAGACAUUGCUCCCUGUUAACCUUGUUGCCUGCCUGCCACAAGCUGACACCACUGGCUUGAGGAAUUGCUGUUACAGAGAUUACUUUAAUACAUGCAUGUGUAAUAAUCACAGAAAUAUUGUUGGUUUGGGUUUGGGGUUUUUUUGGCAGUUGUCCCGUGUUUUGGGUUUUUUAGCUAGUUUAUAGUGUAAAAAUAUGUACAUAAGACAGAAAUAAAUUUUCAUUUUUCAGAAAGCAAGUACACAUUGAGACAAUUCAGCAGCUAUGAUAAAAGGCAAGAAGAAAGAUGCCAAGAAGAAAGAUGCCAAGAAAGAUGGUAAGAAGGCAGCUGGUGAGAAGUCAGAAGAAUCUCCAGGUGCUACAGUUGAGAGUAGCUCAUCAGCACUGCUAGAGUUGCAGAAUGAGCCAGUGACUGAAGAAACUCAGGCAAUUCCAGAGGAACCAGAUAAAGAGCCAAGUAUAGAGGAACCACCAGUCCAGCCUUUUCCCCCAAUCCAUGAGGAGUCUCUUCUUGCUCAAGUGAUUAUAAAAAGCUAUGAAGGUGAACAAGUGGAUGGAGUCUAUGAGGGCGAAGGAUUUAUAUGUUUUGAGUCAGGAAAUACUUACAAGGGUCAGUUUUCUGAAGGGCGUAUGCAUGGAGAAGGGACUUACACAUGGGCUGAUGGAGUAAAAUAUGAGGGAACAUUUACUAAGAACGUGCCGAUGCACAAGGGCCGCUAUACAUGGAAUGAUGGCAGUGUUUAUGAAGGAUCAAUCCACAAUGGUCUGAGGCACGGAUAUGGAGUUUUCAGGAGCGGCACUCAUCCAGUUUCUUACACUGGUUAUUGGUGCAAUGGCAAAAGACAUGGAAAGGGUUUCAUUUCUUAUGAUCAGGAACAGACCUCCUGGUAUUCUGGUGAUUGGGUAAAUAAUGUCAGAGAAGGAUGGGGAUUGAGAUGCUACAGAUCUGGAAAUACCUAUCGAGGUCAGUGGAAGAAAAAUCUACGACAUGGAUAUGGAAAAAUGAAAUGGCUGACAGAUAAUCAAGAGUAUGUAGGGCAGUGGGAGUGUGGCAUACAGCAUGGUUUUGGCAUCCACACAUGGAUUUUGACGAGAACAGAAAUGUCUCAGUAUUCUCUAUGGAAUGAAUACAAGGGUGAAUUUGUGAAAGGGGAGCGCCAUGGACAUGGGCUGUUUAUUUAUGCUGAUGGAUCAAUUUACAGUGGAGAAUGGGUGCAUAAUAAGAGGCAUGGCAAGGGCAUCUUUGUCCUCAAGAAUGGUCAAGCUUUAGAAGGAGAGUUUGUGAAUGAUCAUCCAGAGAAACGUCCUGCUCCUUAUCAAGAGUUUGCUGCGAAAGACAAAAAGUGUUCUGGCAACAAAUUAAAAGGGACCCUAACCAUUAAUGACUUGGGAGAGAUUUCUGUUCUGGGAUCAGAUACUGAUCUUGAUUUAUCUGCACUGCUCGACUUUUUGCCGAGGGAAGACAGAGCAGAAGAAGUAAAACAAGUAGAAUUGGCUGUGUUGAGGCAUAUUUCAAAACUGAGAGAAACCUACUACUUCUACAGUAACUUAGGCUGCAGUUCUUCUAUUGAUGGCACUUACAUCCUGCUUAGGCUGCAGUUUUGGAGGUUUCUGAAGGACUGCGAGUUUCAUUUCUCCAAAACUCUCGCUGAAAUGGAUCGGCUGUUGGGAGGUGAUAAACCAUUUAAGAAUAUACACUGUCCAGUGGAUGUAGUCCUGUUCAGAACAUUUGUAUCCAACCUUGUUCACCUGGCAUUUCAUAUCUAUCAUGAAGAGCUCAAAGAUGAAGUUCCUCAUCUGGAGAGGUGUUUCUCAGAAAUGAUGUCCAGGAAUGUUCUGCCCUCUGCCUGUUGUGUCCAAGGUAUUUUAUAUUCUGGUGAAGAAUUCGCAUCUUUUGCCCAGAGCUACAUUGAAAAAUGCUGGGAAGUAUACAGAGAUUUUUGUAGACCAUGUCCCAAACCUCCAUUUGAACCCACAAUGACGCUGAGGCAGUUCCUCUGGAUGUUGGAUGAUUUGAAACUUCUCAAUGAACAAUUAACUGCUUCAAGAGUUCUGGGAAUAUUUGUCAAAAUUGGUGCCUCUCUACCUGGAAUCCAUGGUGUCAACCUGGAUCUGGAGAUGGUUUUUCUGGAAUUUUUUGAAGCUCUUCUUGAAUGUGCAUUGGUGUAUGUUACUGAGGAUAUGAUCCUGAAGCAAGAAGCUAAAGAUAAUCAGAAAACAAGUAGCUCUGAAGUCAAGGUCUCUGAGGAAACCUCAGCUAUGUCUGUCACAGAACAUUCUGCACUCCAGCCUCCAAGACUUGGUGAAGACACAGAGCCUGCUCGUCAGCCUUCUCUGCUGGAAACUCUUCUGUCAUUUUCCAUAACUCCUGAAGAAAGCAAAGAUGAUGUGCCAUUGCCCAGCAAGGAUGUGAAAGAAGAACAAGAUUCCUGUCCAGAAAAUGAAUUGAUAGGUGAAGCAGAAGAAGAGGAAGAAAAGGAGCUAUUUAGUCUCUGGAUACGUCAAGUGGAAAUCUUUUUCACAACUAAGCUCUUCCCUGCUUUUGAGCAUGAAAUAGUGCUGAGGGAUAAAAGACAAGAAAUUAAAAAGCAGGAUGCUGAAUUAGCUGGGCUGAGAGUCAUCCAGGCUGAGGAGUUGAAAAGACUUAUUGCCGAAAAAGAAGCAGAAGAGGAGGCAAAAAAGCAAGAAGCAGCUGCAGAAAAAAAUGUUGUGAGAGAGCACUCUCUUGGAGAGGUCUCUAGCUGAAGAGGUCUCCAAAAGAGAACCCUCACCAAAGAAAAGAGACCCAGAAGUCAGCACAAAACCUGAGAAGGCAGCACCCACAGGUAGCAAGGCAUCUGCUGACAAAAAAACAGAAAAAAAAAAAAAAUCCUCUGCUGGCAACUGCUGAAGCUUCAAGCAAGUACUUUUUAAAUAAAGAAAAAAAGACCCAAACCAAACCAACCCCAGAAGACUCACACCUGUAGGAAGCUGUAAGAAUGGUUCAACUGUAUGCACAAGCAUUGUUGGUUUCAGAGGGAACAGUCUUUUACUGGGUUUUGGGUAAACUAACAGGAAUUUACAUAGUACAAAUGAACACAGAUGCUCCUAAAGUGUAACAAUUAUUAGUUUUAUUUUUCAGCAAAAUAUUCACAUAACAUAUCAGAAUGGAAUGGUACAGAUGAAUUCAGACUGGCUUUUAAUUAGUUUGCACAUAAACAUUUUUAAAAUUUAAAAAUUUUAUGGUCAGAGUUUACAGAUUUUAGUAGAAAUUUUGAUUCUUACAAAGCAAGUAUUGCUUUACUAUUGUCAUUAUUCCAGUCAAUAAUAUGACUAAUAACUUCUUAUGUUGAACAAGUGCCUGACAUUGACAUCUUCAAUAAAUCAGCCCUUUGCAGAUCAAUCCAAGAAGAAAAUAUUAUUAAACUGUGUUGCACAAAGUUUCUUCACUUCUUCUGUUU